Molecule: messenger RNA, 1080 nt
Organism: Cricetulus griseus (Chinese hamster)
Lineage: Eukaryota; Metazoa; Chordata; Mammalia; Rodentia; Cricetidae
Source: RefSeq, a predicted model, not a curated record
AUGGGGCAACAACUAAUGACCCUCUUAAGUUUGACUCUAAACCACUGGGGAGACGUUCGGGACCGAGCCAAUCAGAAAAAAUGUCAAACUCUCUGCAAUUCUGAGUGCCCAACAUUUAAUGUUGGCUGGCCUCGGGACGGUUCUUUUAAUCUUGAGAUUAUUUUACAGAUAAAAGAAAUGGUGUUCAAUUCUAGGCCCCAUGGACACCCAGACCAGAUUCCCUACAUCAUAACCUGGGAAGACCUGGCCCGCAACCCUCCACCCUGGGCUGCCCUUUCAUUGUCCCCACGACUCAGUCGGAACUCACCCCCAUGCAAACCCGUCUUCGCCUCCGAAGAAUGGGCGGAAAACUCAGGGGAAGCCGCCUCAUGGUCAGCUCAGCUCUUCCCUUUAAGAUCAGUGGGUAACCAAACACAAUACUGUCCAUUCUCUGCCUCAGAUCUUUACAACUGGAAAACUCAUAACCCUUCCUUUUCUCAAGACCCCCAGGCUCUGACUGGACUCAUUGAGUCCAUUCUAAUGACCCAUCAGCCGACAUGGGAUGAUUGCCUCACUACGGAGGAGAGACAGAAAGUUUUCCUAGAGGCACACAAGAACGUGCCAGGGCCAAAUGGGGCCCUCACCCAGCUCCCUAAUGAGAUUGAUGCCGAUUUCCCGCUGAAUAGACCUAAUUGGGACUACACCUCCCCUGCCGGUAGGGAACAACUCUGUCUUUAUUGUCAGGUUCUCCUUGCGGGUCUCAGGGUCGCCGGGAGACACCCAACCAAUUUGGUCAAGGUAAGAGCAAUUACCCAGGGAGGGGAAAAAACCCCUUCAGCAUACCUAGAAAGAUUGAUGGAGGCAUACUUUAUGUAUACUCCCUUUGACCCUGCAAGUCCAGAACACCGGGGAGAGAUCAUUAUGGCCUUCAUAGGGCAGUCAGCCCCAGACAUUCUAACAAAGUUACAACGCUUGGAGGGGCUACAAGACUAUACCCUCCAGGACCUAAUGAAAGAGGCAAAAAAGAUUUGCAAUAAGACAGAAACUCUGGAAGAGAAAGAGGAGAGGCUCAGAAAGAUGCAGGAGGAAAAGGAAGAGAGG